CGUAUGAAUAUCGAAGCACUAAACAAAGAAUUACAAGAAAAAGCCGAACAAGGAGCCGUUAAGCCUUCGGACUUUAAGCAAAAAACGGGAACCAUCCCCACUCCCCCUCCUACUCCUCCUUCACCCAAAGAAAAAACCCCGAAAAAGGACAAGGAAAACGGCAACAAAAAAAAUGCUACUGUCUCGGCGGUUGUUAGUUAUCGGGUAGAAAAUAUUGAAGGUGCGAUUAAAGACUUUGACAAAGAUUUAGCAAUAUUCAAAGAUAGAGUUUUGGAAGAAUUUAAGCAAACCGAAAAAACUUCGCUCUGA
Racocetra persica is the source of this 309-nucleotide messenger RNA. Lineage: Eukaryota; Fungi; Glomeromycota; Glomeromycetes; Diversisporales; Gigasporaceae. The record is from the annotation of a GenBank genome assembly.